UCACACGUGACGUACUACUAACGUCAACACAACAAAGUCAGAAUAUUCAAUGAUCAAGUAUCCGCUGCAGUCGGAAUCCAAAAAAGGAACGUAAGUUCCGAAUUUUGUCACUUUUAUGUGAAGAGAUAGUUGACUGUAUCAGUCACAGUACAGAGAGAAAGCAUGACUAGUACUGAAGAACUGAAUUGUUCCCGGGAAGAGCAGCAUUUGCUACGAGACGACUUCACCUUGUUCCCAGGCAAAUGCGCAGCGGUGCGGGUAACGCUGUACAACGACCGAGUCGUGGUUGAGAAACGCAGGGCCAGUGAUGGGCAAAAUGGCCGCGUCACUCCCAAGGCAGACACGGUGCGCCUGGCCGAUGUCAUCGGAUGUGAGUGCGGUCGGGCUAGGAGCACCUACGCAUCCAACAAUUCCAGGCUUUCCCUCACUAGUCUGACCACCAAGAAACCCCCGAACGACACGGCUGCCGCGUUCCUUUGCCUUCAUUCCUACCCGUAUAACAAGCCGGCCGCCAGUGGCGGUUUCAGAAGAAAACGGGACGUUAUUUUCCGAGUGAACAAGUACGAUACUCACGAACAAAAUUUGGAAAUUGCUCAGAAAUGGAGGUUGGCGAUACUUCUCAUUUUGAGAAGAGUGACUGUGGAAAAUGAAGAAGAUAUUUCAGCUGCUCGUUUGCCACCUGCUAGGAAGCUGCUAGUGUUAGUCAACCCUGCCAGCGGGCGCCGCAAGGGCGUACAGAUAUUCAACAAGCAGGUCGUGCCCAUAUUCCGAGAUGCUGAGCUUGACUACGACUUGGUUGUCACAAAUAAGCAGUUUCAAGCAACGGAGAUGGCCAAAACUUUGGAUCCUAAUGAGUGGCAAGGAAUUGUCGUCGUAGCCGGGGACGGGCUUGUCUAUGAGGUUCUGAAUGGCAUGAUGAUGCAUCAAGACCCAUCGUCAGUCCUCAAAAUCCCCAUUGGUAUCAUACCGGCAGGCUCUGGCAAUGCACUGUUUGCUGCAGUUAUGUCCAAAACAGGAGAGCAAUUGGCAAAACUUCCUCCUCUUCACGCAGCGUUUUUGCUCUGUAAGGGAGGUCACCACCCCAUCGACCUGGUCUCCAUCACCACCCCGAUCCGUCACAUUCAUUCCUUCUUGGCCCUGACCUGGGGCAUCAUCGCCGACAUCGACAUUGAGAGUGAACGCUUCCGCUGGAUGGGCAAGCCGCGAUUCACCAUCGGCACCAUCAUCCGCGUUCUGAACCUGCGGCGUUAUCACGGGGCGCUGUCCUACCUACCCGCGGAGAACCAAGAGCAGUACGAGCAUCUCAGGAUUCCAGCCGCCAAAAAGAAAGUCAAGAAACGUUUGCCGCGCCCCCAUAGCACGAUGGACACGACCUCUGAAGGCUUGGGCAUUCCUAAAGCCCACCUGCCUCGAUUCAGAUCCUUAAAUGCCGAUCUCUCCAAGAUUGAAGCGGGGAAUGGGCUAGCCUUCUCAGAAGAGUUCAUCAUGGAGGAUGAUGAUGUAGGCAGUGAUGAUCCCGAAGCAACUGAAUCGAAUCCGCUGCAAGCCAACGGAUUUAUACCUGGACCGAACCACCCUGGUAGUAGUAAUCCUAGUUUAGAGCCAUCCUCCCAAUCCUCCUACCUACCUCCAAAGGUAACUGACCCCCUCCCAGAAGGCUGGACCACUAUUGAGGGGGAUUUUGUGGGCAUUCUUUUGACCUACAUGUCCCACAUUGCCGUGGAUGUAGAAGUCUGGCCGCGCCGGAAGUUUGACGAGGGCGUCAUCAGCAUUCAGUUCAUGCAUUUCCCGCAGUCGCGUCGGAACAUGGUAGAGUUUGUGAAUGCCAUACAGACGGGUAGGCACCUGACCCUGCCUUUCACUCGGUCACUCUUUGUCAAAGCGUUCCGUCUGGUGCCGCUCACGAAGCCAGGUAUUCUCACCGUAGACGGGGAAGUUAUAGAGUACGGUCCGGUUCAGGGCGAAGUACUGUCCAACAAACCGCAUAUCAUUAUCCCAACUGACCAAUUUCAAAGCACAUAAUGACCAAAAAAGCUUAGACAGACUUUCGUGACGUCACAAUUUGAGUGCCAGUCAGCUGAUGUCUGCGCACGUUAUGUGUACAUGUAUAGCCUAUUGCGCACUGCUUGCGACGCCCUUCUGACGUAACAAUUACAUGUGAGACACAGUGAUUGUGACGUCAUGAAAAUCUUAACUUGGAUUGUGACGUCAUGAAAAAGAUAAUUUUGUAUACACAAUUAUAGUGUAGCUGAUCAUCAAAAAUGUUAGUCAUGUUAGUAGCCAAGCAUUAUAUUUUCAGCAAGAUAUUGUAAAUGUGCAUGCAUUACAUUGAACCUUUACGUUGUUGGGGUUCACAAGCAACUACAUGUAUGUCUGCCCACUAAUGUGCUGUUAGUGGCAAAUGGCAAUGAAAUGUCUUAGGAAAUGCAUUACAACAUGUAUGUUUGUGUGCAAAAAUGUGAAGUAAAUCUACUUUUUGAGCAAAGCCUUUCGGUUGCUACAUUAUGUCAUGGUGAUCACUGUAUUGCAAGAUGAAAUGUACAUGCGGGCAGAAUUUGCUUGCUGGUGCAAAAUUUAUGUAUUCACUUCUUUACUUUGUAUACACCUGUAAAUUGUACAUUAAUUUAUAAAAAUCUUGAUCCAUCCACUGAUUAAAUUCUUGGCUUCAUUUACCCACACUCUCUGUUAACCAGUUCGCGUCGGGAUUAUUUUGGCAUGAUCGGAGCCAGGCAUGGGAUUGGUUUCCAUGAAGCUCGAUGCCGGACGGGUCAUCUGCAGGUAGCACACCCUGAUAUUUCCGACCUCGCUCGCUGCGAGCAGGUCGCUGACGGAUAUUUUGCCGGCCUCGCUCGUCGCGGGUUUAUCAGUCAUGCAAUCUGAAUUUCGGAAAAACUUGUGCGUGUAUACACGUCCUCCGGCUCGAACUGGUUAAGUACAUGUACCACCAUAUAAUUUGGCGGAAAGAAUGAAGUCUACGCAGUGAGACCCAGAAUGACAACACUUGGUCGAAAGAUUGUCGGGGUUUUUUUGAGAAACAAAAUGCAGCUUUUUUAUAAGAUGAAUUUUGCGUCAGAGAGAUGUAAAUUGUAUAUUGAGUUUUUUACCCUUCGCUGAUGUAUUUUAUGAACACUCUUUACUCAGUGUUGUUCGAGGGAUUGCGAGAAAAAAAUUCACAAGCUUAUUCGGAUGGGACUUGCACCCACGACCUCCUGCUUACUAGUGAAGACGUCUUACCACUCGACCACCGAGCUUGCUGGGAUCGGUUGGCUGGUUCGAGUCUGAUGUAGCAGCGGGUACGAGAAUCAAACUUUGUGAGACAGUAUUUUUGAAGAACUGUAUCGCAAGCUCUCGGACAGUGUUUAUAAAAUACUUUGGCAAAGGGCCAAAAAAAACACCUCAAAAUAAAAUACAUUCUAACUGAUAGUAAUAACAAUUUCAGUAUUCCUUUUCCUUGUAUUCUUGUACAUUUCCCUUUAAUUUUAAUCAGGAAAUGACAGACAAAAAUUUGCGGAGUUGUCACAGAAAGCUGACUUGAAAACUCUAACAUAAAUAUUUUGGAAAUACUGUCUGCCUAAAGUGCAAAAUAGAAACGGGGAAUAUGAACCACAGUGCAGAGUUUGAUAAAACGUGAGUAUAUGUAUGCUUGCAGGUUAAGAGUUGGUUUAGAAGUGUACAAUUUAGGAAUGCCUAUAUCUUUCAGAUCGAAAUCAAAGAAGAGGGUACAGUAAAAGUCAGUAGGUGUCACACUUAGAAGUUAAGAUUUGUUUUUGUUGCGAAAAAAAGUCUUUGGGUCCUUGAAGAUUGUGUUAGAAAGUUUGUUUUGAAUUGUUUGAAUACAGUGUUUACAUGUUUUUUUGUGUUCCAAAGUGAAUUUUUUUUUAAAGAUUCUGGACGAUAUUUGUAUAAAUAAGCAAGAAUUUACUGUGAUUGAAAACUAGAAAAUUGUCCUAUUUACUUGACUUCAGCAGUGGUGGAAUUGAAGUACAUUUUAUGCAAUUGUAACGCAUUAGCUCAAACGGGCAGUAGGAAUAUUAAAGAUAUUGAAAUAAGUGUUGAGAUAUGUUUGGUUAUUUAUUAUGGAAAUCUCUAUGCACUAUUUAAGAAAUAAUGUGUUACAACGUAUGUAUUAAAGGGAAUUUGGGGGAAGAACUUAAAGUAUAUAAGGUAAUCUGUGUUUAUAUUUUUUACAAGGUCCAUUUCGAUAUGAUUCCAACGCUUACUUCAUUGAUCAAUGUCAAAGUAAAACAUACACAUCCAAAUCACACAGGGGUGCAGUAACUUUAAAUAAAAAGGGCAUCUUUAAAUAAAACCUACUUAGUUCAACGUA
This is a messenger RNA of Patiria miniata (bat star), 4327 nucleotides long. Its product is annotated as sphingosine kinase 1-like. Gene Ontology annotation, biological process: sphingosine biosynthetic process. Bases 163 to 2022 code for a protein of 619 amino acids. Gene Ontology annotation, cellular component: membrane; cytoplasm; intracellular membrane-bounded organelle. The record is from RefSeq and is a predicted model, not a curated record. The transcript is spliced from 5 exons. NCBI's taxonomy places the organism in Eukaryota, Metazoa, Echinodermata, Asteroidea, Valvatida, Asterinidae.